UAUGACACACGACAUGGCGGCUGAAAACGCGUGUCUCGAACUUGCACGUUUCUGAAAUAAAUAGUUGGACAGAGACGGUUCUGGACGCGUUUGUGGACACGAUGUCCAAAUCGUUCCUACCGGCUCUUCAACAAGCGCUGCGGAGAAGCUUCCAGAGUCUUGAGAGCAGCCAGAAACAGUGGGCGAGCGUUGCGGCGGAGUGCGCCCCGCUGCUCGUCUCUCUCGGGAACUUGGCCGAGCAGUCGCGCGCUCUGUCCGCCGUCCAGCUCUCCAGCACCCCGCUCAAAGUGUUCCCGGACCUGGAGGAUCGGCUGAAGUUCAAACUGAUCCAAGCUGCUGAUGUGCUGCUCAGCAAACUUCACGAGAAAAUGACGUCGCUCCAGUCGGUCAGAGACUCGGUCAGUAACCAGGUCUCAGCAGUCGUCCAGUUGUACCAGCAGAACUUGGAUCACCUGGAUCUCCAGGCGGCGACUGAGCGCUCCGCCAUCGUCCCGUCCGUGGCGGACAUGAUGGCGUGGCUGCAGGACGCAGAGCGUCACUAUCGACAGCAAUUCCUGAGGAGGAAAGCUCUGUUGCAGACUCUCAAAGCUGAGGAGCUUUCACAGCUGGAGUCGAUCUCCAAGAGAUGGAACUCGUUGGAGAAUCCCUCCGCUGAGCGCCACGUGUCGGAUAUGCUUUGCAAAGUUUCUUUCUUUCUGGAGUCAGGAUGAUAAAAUGGAUUCAACUCAUUAAGAAAAAAGUAAAGCGUUUUUUUUUUUUUUAAAGAUAUUUAUAUGUAUUUUUUCAGUAUUUUGUCAC
Synchiropus splendidus (mandarinfish) is the source of this 798-nucleotide messenger RNA. RefSeq names its product c19h1orf109 homolog (H. sapiens) (gene airim). The transcript has 4 exons. Gene Ontology annotation, cellular component: cytoplasm; nucleus. NCBI's taxonomy places the organism in Eukaryota, Metazoa, Chordata, Actinopteri, Syngnathiformes, Callionymidae. The coding region runs from base 102 to 710 and encodes 202 amino acids. The record is from RefSeq and is a predicted model, not a curated record.